GAGCAAAUGAAAAGAUACAGAUACUUUUCAUAAUUAAAAUAUUUGCGUUGUGCGAUUUAUUUAUUUACCUCCACGGCGAAGUCGACGUCGUGGUCCACCUCCCCCUUCACCUCCUCGACGCGAGCGAGGGAGCGUUAUGUAAGGCGUCUUCAAUAUUGAAAAAAAACGAGCUAAAAAGAGUGCAAACCGUUUGCAAGCGCGCGAAAACAAUGCGAAAACUAACGCAAGCCGCCAACGCAUAGGAAAGUCAAGGUCGUCGGUCUUACCCCCAUACCUCUGUUGCCGACAGUUCCCCUCAGUUUCUGCCGCGUCGUUACUGCACUUGGGUGCAAUGUAGGCGGGAAAAACGGAUAAUCCAAUAUAGUCGAACAUUGAAUUAAAACACACAAUUUAAAAUGGACAGUUGGUGGAUGCACAGCUCGGAAUUUGAGCUGGGGCACGAUUUGGGUGCCACUUGCCCCAAGGAGGCCAAUGCCACAGUGUCGACCUUUAACUGGACUAUAGUCAGACAGAACUAUAUCCACUUCUAUCAGCUGCUCUUGAUCUUUGCAAGCAGAGUGAAUCAUUUGCUCGGUGAAUUCGUUGACACUCUGUCCAGGGAUGAAGUCUUCGUUUAUGGCCUGCAAUUUUGCCUGCUUCUCUUCUUCCUCUACCUGAUGCACCUGCUGAAACGUUGGAGCAGUGAUGGCGUGGUAAAUGGAACCUCUAGUAACACAUCCCAAGUCACAAAGGAGCUGAGCUGUGACUUUAACUUUGUCUCGGAGCAAGAGAAACGGGCGGCACAAGAGGCAGCUGCCGAGGCGAUGCUGGAGGUGGAGGAGAAGCGACGUCGCAAGCGGUUCACCAAGAAGCGGAAUUGCGUCUCGGCCGGACCGGUACUUAUCGCACUGCGCCACCAAUCUCAGCGACACAAAGGUCACAGGCGUACCGUAUUGAACUUUGAGCCAAUCUCGCCCAGGGAAUGCAUCCUGGAGAACUACUUGGCGCCCAGGGAGCAACCCUUGACGAUUAGUCUACCGACUUCUGUUGUGGAGCAACAGCAACAGAAAGACAUAAGCAGCACAGCUCCCACGGGACUCGACCAAGAGGAUGUGGAUUUGGUAACGUUCAUCUCGGAGCCACGUGGAACGCUGAGCACCACAGAUGAGAUCUACCCAGACUCCCCGGAUAGCAGUCUAUAUGGCUCGGACGAGGAGCAAGAGGAUGCCUCACAGUAUUGCCGUGGUGGCUAUCAUCCGGUGGUCAUUGGCGACAUAUUUGACAAUCGGUUUCGUGUUGUGCGCAAACUCGGCUGGGGACACUUUUCCACCGUGUGGUUGUGCCGAGAUCUCAAGGAUGAAAAAUACGUGGCUCUUAAAGUGGUCAAAAGUGCUCCACAUUACAUAGAGACGGCAGCAGAUGAGAUUCGCCUGCUGGAGGCGAUACGCGACGCGGAUUCCCUCGACGUGAAGCGAGAGCGAAUUGUCCGACUGAUGAAUCACUUUACAGUGCGAGGAGUUAACGGUGUCCACACCUGCCUGGUGUUCGAGGCACUCGGCUGCAGUCUGUACAAGCUGAUUGUGAAGAACAACUACCAAGGAUUGGCUAUUUCCCAGGUGCGCAACAUCAUCAAGCAGGUGCUCGAGGGACUUGACUACCUGCAUAGCAAGUGUAGCAUCAUCCACACGGACAUUAAGCCCGAAAACAUUCUCCUGGUGAUCGACAAUGCAGCAGCGAUGAAUCAACAGAUCGACGAUGAGAUCAACAGUCUGCGAGUGAAAGGCGCCGACUUUCCCGAUUCGUAUAUUAGUUCGAUUGAGAAGCAAACAAAGACUCGGGCCAAGUGGCCGCUGAUCGAACCGAAUGGUUCAACGAACACAAACACGAGCAACACGAGCACAGCGAACAACUCGACAUCAUCGACUCCACUGGCCGCCAUUGUGAUGUCCUCGCUGGACAAGGACGACACGACGACCUCGUCCACACUCAACUCCAACACAACCUCCUCGCUGGCCUCCAAAUAUUCGAGUCUCUUGGGCGACAACGAGUGCAACGGCAUUGGACUGCUCGGCGUGGGGGGAGGAGGCGGAGGAGUUGACAGUCCCAUUAUCGGAGGCUCUACGAAUUUAAGCAAUCGUUAUCGAGCCGAGAAGAAAAUCACUGCCAAGUCUUCUAUUGACGAGGACGCAGACACCGACAUCCUCGGUGAUAAUAGCACCAUUGCCAGCGACACGCCUACCGAGCACGACGUUAGUCCUAAACUAAAUGUCAAUGCCAAUGCAAUUCCUUCGCAGAAUCAGAUCCAGAAUCAGAGUCAGAGCCAAUCCUAUACGCACACAAUUCAAUCGCUGAUCAACAACAGCCAUGUGAGAGUAAAGAUCGCCGAUCUGGGCAAUGCCUGUUAUGAUUACCAUCACUUUACGGAGGAUAUACAGACACGACAGUACCGAUCCAUUGAGGUUCUGUUGGGGGCACCCUAUAAUUAUACCGCCGAUAUCUGGAGUACAGCGUGUUUGGCCUUUGAGCUGGCCACUGGUGAUUAUCUGUUUGAUCCUCAUGCUGGAGAAUCCUACAGCCGUGACGAGGAUCAUCUAGCGCACAUUGUGGAGCUGCUCGGAUCGAUACCACAAUCGGUGAUACUACGUGGAAAGCACGGACUCAAGUACUUCACCAGCUAUGGCAGCCUACGCAACAUUACCAAACUGAAGCCCUGGAGUCUACUCAAUGUGCUCGUGGAGAAAUACGACUGGGACCCGGUGGAGGCAAAGAAGUUCUCUGAUUUUCUGCUGCCAAUGCUCGAGUAUAAUCCAGUUAUAAGGGCGUCGGCAGCGGAGUGCCUGCAGCAUCCCUGGCUGGAGCAGGAGGAGUUCGUCUAGCACAUUCAACAAUUCAUAUAAAGGGACAGACAUACUUACCCCGUACUCAUAUUUGUAGGCUUUUAUAUUCGAAAAAGAAAAUGAUCAUAGAGGAACUAAUAUUACGAUAUGAAAUAUUAUGCUAAAUUAGCGUUAAGCGUUCAACGGAAUGCAAAAUAUACACAGGAUAUGUAUUUCAGAAAAUUUCAGAUGAAUGCAAAAUAAUUAUACACAGGAAAUUUCCAAAUAUGUAUGGCAUGAAAGAAGGACGAGGAGUUUUCGAAGCUUUUUCAUUUAACACGAUUUUUGUACUCGAGAGCUUUAAAAAAAAAACAUUUAGCAACAUUGCGAUUUUAUUUAAUAACAAAAAGAAGGAUAAACUUAAAAAAAAAAAACAAACACAUACUCGUAUGUUUUUCUAUGCUUUCUCCUUAACUUCUUUACUUUUUUUGUACUGACAAAAAAAAAACAAAAGACAAUGACGACAAUUUUUAAGUCAACAGAUGCCUAAACUGACUGACUGAUUGCAACAAAAAGUAAAAAAAAACAAAUGCGAGAAUGCAAUUAACAAAAAUAAGAGAAUUAACAUUUUCAAACAAAUUUCAAUCGAAAAAAGAAAUCAUAAGAAUUAGUAAAAUAUUGAAGAAGCGUAUUGAUAAUACAAUAUUUGUAUAAUUAAACUACCAAUUAAAUGUAGAUAACUAAAAGAUAUUGUUACGAUUAAAUACAGCCAGCUUUCUAGCAGCAAGUAGUGAUUGUGGUAUAUUUAACCAAAAAUAUUGUAGGACUUCAGCAGAAUAGGAGUAUGUGUUUAUUUAUUGGUUUCACCUGGAUGAGACACUUCGAGAGAGUUAAAAUUGUAUUUAUUUUACCUUAUUAACAAAUUGUUUUCAUUUCAUUUUCAGUUCAGUGAUCGAAAUAUAAUAACCCUGUAUAUUUUCCCAUUGGUGUUAUUUUAUUUUCGCAAAUAAAUACUGCGGGCUUUAAAAUGAGAUAAUCCAAAACUUAACGCACCAUCUUAAAGAUAAUAAUUGAUUUUAAAAAUUUCCUAAACAUUUGACGCUAAAAAGAUAUUAAGUGAAUACUAUAAAUCUAGUAGAGGAAUUGACAAUUCUUAAAUGAAGUUUACACAACAAACGAUGCAAUUUCAUAUGUAUUUGCUAGGGAAAUCAAAUUCACAUUGAAGAACUAAACAUAUUUUAUUACUUACCUACAACAAAACAACAAAAGUAUUUGUACACAAACCUAAGAAAUAACAUUAAACGUGACCAAAUAAUU
Molecule: messenger RNA, 4112 nt
Organism: Drosophila innubila
Lineage: Eukaryota; Metazoa; Arthropoda; Insecta; Diptera; Drosophilidae
Gene: Srpk79D
Product: SRSF protein kinase 3
Exons: 8
Coding region: 396-2855 (819 amino acids)
Biological process (GO): protein phosphorylation; spliceosomal complex assembly; regulation of mRNA processing
Molecular function (GO): ATP binding; protein kinase activity
Source: RefSeq, a predicted model, not a curated record